UGUUCGCAUGCAGCUUGGGCAGCUUGGGCAGCUUGGGCCAUGGCGUUGCGCAAUGCCUUGGCAAAGCUUUCGGGCAGAAGCAGCGCUCGCAGAUUCUGGAAAGCUAUCAAGAAAGGAUACCCAAUUCUCCAGCCUGUACCACGCGAAUCUGUGCAUGAGCGGACAUCGUAUUCAACAGAUUUCCUGUAUAUCCUGACCACAGAUCAGCUGCGCAUGGCGGGCUUUCGUCGUGCCAUCUCCCAACAAAGCGCAAAGCACGUCUUGGAGAUUGGCUGUGGCCCAUGGGCACCGCUAGUGGAGUUCUCCCUGGAAGCUGCCGACAAAGUGACGGCAGUUGAGGCGUCCUCCGCACACGCGCAGAUGGCCCAGCAGCAAAUGGCACAUCAUGGGGAGCGGGUGCAGGUCCUGUCGGGGCGUUCUCUAUCUCUGCCAACGGAGCGGUUGGCUGCGCACUCGCCAGAUCUGGUCGUUGCUGAACUGCUGGGAUAUACUGCGAGUGAGGAGGGAGCACCGGCUGUUUUGGCAGAUUUGCAACGGCGUUUGGGGCCUGUGAAGACCGUGCCACGGCGGGCAAGCAGCCUUAUGGUGCCUGUGCGACCUUUGAGGUUGUCCCGUUACGAUCGGAUACGGAAUUGGCUUUUGCAUAGCUCUUGGCUAAGGCAAGAGCUUGAGAUCGGGCUUUAUGACAGCCGAAACUUUCCAAAGAGCUUGGAGUUGGCACCCGAGCAGCUCUGGGAGGACUAUCACUUUUCUUGCUUAGACGAGCUCGAACCGCAACUAUUGCAGAAACGGCACCUGACCUUCAGCGUUCCACCAGGGUCCGAGGUGGGUGGUGUUUUGCUGUGGAUGCGAACAGAGCUUUCGGAGGGCAACGUCAUUGACACACGUCGAGAUUUCACCUCGUGGAACCAGUACUAUAUGCAUUUAGAGCCGCAAGUUUGCCACGAUGGUCACUUGGAUGUAUCCAUUGCGGUGGAUGCACGUACGGAGGAUGUGAAAUAUGAGCUGCAAGUUGGCUCUCGCAGCUUCCAGAUGGGCACGGCGGUCGACAAGAAACUUUUAAUCAUCCUGCGCGAUGGCCGAAAACUUAUUGGCUGGCUGAGGACUUUUGAUCAGUUUGCCAAUUUGCUUGUGGAGCACGUCGUUGAGCGGCACAUCAUUUUCGAGGAAAAAGUCUAUGCAGAUAUCUACCUUGGGACAAUGUUGAUCCGCGGAGAGAACGUGUGCCUCUUUGGUGAGGUGGACCCAGACCGACAAGAUGGUUUGCGAGAGGCUCCACUAGCCUAUGUCCUGGCAAAGGAGGCUCAAAAUGAGGCCUCCGAUGGCAAGAAAGGAAUGGACCUUUUCGCAGAUGCCGAGCCAUGA
Molecule: messenger RNA, 1365 nt
Organism: Cladocopium goreaui
Lineage: Eukaryota; Dinophyceae; Suessiales; Symbiodiniaceae
Source: the annotation of a GenBank genome assembly